This is a messenger RNA of Syngnathoides biaculeatus (alligator pipefish), 2153 nucleotides long. It is a transcript of the gene thrb, whose product is annotated as thyroid hormone receptor beta. The record is from RefSeq and is a predicted model, not a curated record. The transcript is spliced from 7 exons. The coding region runs from base 133 to 1338 and encodes 401 amino acids. Gene Ontology annotation, molecular function: RNA polymerase II cis-regulatory region sequence-specific DNA binding; nuclear receptor activity; zinc ion binding. Lineage: Eukaryota; Metazoa; Chordata; Actinopteri; Syngnathiformes; Syngnathidae. Gene Ontology annotation, biological process: negative regulation of transcription by RNA polymerase II; thyroid hormone receptor signaling pathway; positive regulation of transcription by RNA polymerase II.
CCACGAUAUGGACACUGUGAAUCGCAACCACUUCAUCACCUCCCCUGCCUGGAGCCAGUUUGGCCAUCUAGCCAGCACUAUAAUUAUUUGUAUAGUGGUGUCCCUUCUGGUUUAAGCAGUGACUUUUGUUGCAUGGAGAUCCCUCUCAGCAAUUUCCAUCAUCGCCCAGAGUAUUUUCCUGAGAUUAAAUCAGACCUCUCACACUUGCACUGGACACAAGGAGAACACAAGAAAGGCUACAUACCAAGUUACCUGGAAAAAGAUGAACUUUGUAUUGUGUGUGGGGACAAAGCUACAGGCUAUCAUUAUCGCUGUAUUACCUGUGAAGGCUGUAAGGGCUUCUUCAGACGGACAGUUCAGAAAAAUCUCUGCCAAACCUAUUCUUGUAAAUAUGAGCGAAAAUGUGUCAUUGACAAAAUGACCAGAAAUCAAUGCCAGGAUUGUCGUUUCAAGAAGUGUAUUGCAGUUGGGAUGGCUACAGACUUGGUGUUGGAUGAGAGAAAGAGGCUUGCCAAGCGCAAACUGAUUGAGGAAAAUCGGGAGCGUCGGCGUAAUGAGGAGCUACAGAAAAGAGUGUUGGAUCAACAAGAGCCUACUCAUGAAGAGUGGGAUCUCAUCCACAUGAUUACUGAGGCCCAUAUGGCCACCAAUGCCCGGGGAAAUCACUGGAAACAGAAGGGAAAAUUCUUGCCUGUGGAUAUUGGUCAUUCGUUUACAGUCAAUACCCCAGAAGGAUGUAAAGUGGAUUUAGAGAUGUUUAACCAAUUCACAAAAAUUAUCACUCCUGCCAUAACACGAGUGGUAGACUUUGCCAAAAAGCUACCAAUGUUUUGUAAGCUGCCAUCUGAAGACCAGAUCAUAUUGCUGAAAGGCUGCUGUAUGGAAGUCAUGUCAUUGCGUGCUGCUGUUCGCUAUGACCCAGAGAGCGAGACCCUCACACUUAAUGGGGAAAUGGCAGUCAACCGAAGUCAACUCAAGAACGGAGGCUUGGGUGUAGUCUCAGAUGCCAUUUUUGAUCUUGGUGUCUCACUGUCCUCCUUUAACUUGGAUGACUCUGAGGUGGCUCUUUUACAGGCAGUGAUCCUCCUUUCAUCUGAUCGUCCAGGCUUGAGUAGUGUGGAGGGGAUAGAUCACUGCCAAGAAGAGUUACUACUGGCUUUGGAACAUUACAUCAACUACCGCAAACACAAACCUGCUCAUUUCUGGCCAAAGCUGCUUAUGAAAGUCACAGACCUACGAAUGAUCGGCGCCUGCCAUGCAAGCCGAUUCCUUCACAUGAAAGUGGAGUGUCCAACUGAAUUAUUCCCUCCUCUUUUCCUGGAGCUAUUUGAGGACUGAACAGAAGAUUUUGAUGGAAAUUUCGUGUGUGUGUGUGUUGGCGGCGGGGGGGGGAAUGAAUAGUACUUUACAGUGGUGUUCAAAAUAAUAGCAGUCCAAUAUGACUAACCAGAUUAAUUCACUUUUCAGUAUAUUUUUGAUUGCUACAUGUCAAACAAGUUACCAGUGGGUGCAGUAGAUUCUCAGAAAACCAACUAGACCCAGCAUUCAUGAAAUAGACACAUUUAAGUCUGUGCUAUUGGGCAAUUUGUUGAAAGGGUGUGUUUAAAAAAAAUAGCAGUGUGGCAUUCAAUCAGUGAGGUCAGCGAUUUUGUGAAAAACAGGUGUGAAUCAGGUGGUCUCUAUUUAAGCACAGCACCUGUUGAACAUGCAUUUCUCCUUGAAAGCCUGAGGAAAAUGGGUCCUUUCAACACAAUGGUCAGAAGAACAGUGUAUUUUGAUUUAAAGUUUGAUUCUAGGGGUUAAAAACCUUAUAAAGAGGUGCAAAAAGCUACGGCCUAUUCAGCUAAAAUGAUCUCUGUCUUAAAAAGGAGAGUAAAACCAGAGACACAUGGCAGAAACGGAAGAGAACCAUCAAAAUGGAUCGCAGAAAAACUAGGAUGAUCAAAGACAGUCUGGAGUUAUCUGUAAGUACUGUGACAGUGAGAAUCCAUCCGUAUGAAGCUAAUCUAUUUACAAAAAUUCCCCGCAAAGUUACAAGUGUUGGGUGACAUCAAAACUGCUAUUUCUAAAGUAAAACCAAUAAAUUUAAAUGAAUUGGGGAACGUCGUUAAGGAAUCGUUGAAUGGGAAAACAGCUGAAAGGUUGGGUGAUUC